GGUCAUCUGAGGCAGCAAUGGCAACGUCUGGCGACAAUGAAGUGAUGGAGGAGACGCACCUUGAAAAUCCACAAUUACCAAUGGAGGUCCUAAUGCACGUAAUGUCGUGUCUGUCAGUGUCGGAUCGAAUAUCAGCUGGACGCGUGUGCAAGCAAUGGCACGAGGCGUCGGUUUGUGCCAAAUUUGUUAAUCAUCAGGCACUCAUUAUAAGUUGCGAAGAGACUCUUCGAAAAGUCAUGGAUACACUAUCAGUUUCCAACAGGCCAUUUUAUCACUUUACCUUCAAGGGAGUUGAAGUUAAAGACUCGUUUCCCAUCUGGAGUAAAUUUGGAGCUAUUAUGCGCAGUUUGAUUAUGAUGUCCUGUGAAUUGAGUGAGAAAACACUAGUGCACAUUCUCAAGUCCUGUAAGAAUCUGCAGACACUGCACAUCGAUACGUGUCGAGAUUGUCUGAUGUCUGGACGACUUCUGGACAACGUGAAUGACUCAAAGGAAAUCUCGAACAAUUUAAAAUCCCUGGUGGAACUGAGCCUGGCCUCCAACAGAUAUCUCAGCGACGCCCUCUUCAAUCGUUUAAUCUCCAUCUGCCCCAACCUGAGAACACUUAGUCUCAGAGACUGUCAGAUAUCCUUCCAUCCCGGUAUCUACAAGAAGUUCUACCCGAAAAACACCCUGGACCAGGGCUCAGAGUCUGUCCUGACAUUCUUCAACAUCCUGGAGUACAUAAAAAAGCAGGCAAAAACUCUGAAGCACUUGGACUUCGAUUCUACACUGAUAGACAACACAGCACUUAGCAGUCUGGUCGCUGUCGAGGACCUACAGUUGUACUCCCUGAAGUUGAAGUGCUGCAAUCAACUGUGCGACCCCGGUCUCCGGACACUUGUUCACCAGAAGUCCCUGAAGAUCCUCGACCUGAGCUUUUCCGUACAAGUAACAGAUGCCAGUCUUCUGUACAUCUGCCAGAAUCUCGAUAACCUGGAGAGCCUGAAUAUCAGCAAAUGCAUGGUCGUCACCGAUUCUGGAAUCUAUCAGAUCAGGCGCCUGAAGAAGCUCAAGGAGCUGGACAUUUCUGGAUGCCCUCUCUUGUCCAGUGCAGGCGUCACUGAUGCUCUCUGCAAAUACAAUCCAGCCGAAUCGGAAGAUGAGAAACAAAUCUGGGAUUGCGCGAAUGUCCAUUCGAAUUCUGCCCUGGAGAAUAUUCAUCAGGUGGAGAUGAAGCAGGACAGUUUCGAUGAGAAUCUUGAGAUUCUCUCUCUGCAGUCCCUGCGCCUCAACGAGGAGACCAUUGAGUGCAUUGCUGCUAGCUUCAAGCAACUCAAGUAUCUGGAUCUCGGGUACUGCCUCAAUGCAUAUGGAGUGACUGAUAGAACUAUUCAGAUAAUCUUUAAGGAGUUGACUGCGAUAAGAACGCUGAAGAUCACUAAGUGUGAUAGAGUCAGCGAUGCUGGUCUGACUGGUAUGGGUGCCGGGGCUAUGGAUAAUCCAAUCACGCGUACUCCUCCAUCUCCCUUCGCCAUGAUUCAAGGAAUCACUAUAACCAGGUUCGGGAUCCGUCUGGGCUCUAUGGCUGAAGAGGAGAUCGCCAGUUCGAGUCGCAAGAUUGAUAUUCCUCCUGGUUACUCGUUGCUGAGGCUCAGGGGUCUCAGGGAACUCGAUCUCUCCAAGUGCAGUAACGUCACUGAUGUCAGCUUGAAAAAUGUCUUCACGUUCCCAGAGUUGAGGGUACUUAAUCUCGGUUGGUGUACACAGAUAACGCACGUCGGGCUGGAUCAUUUAACGAGAAACAACAGAGCCAUCGAGGAUCUCAAUUUAUCGGGGUGUAUUCAUGUCACUGAUAUUUGCAUUCAGUACAUCGUGGAGAGACUGCACAGAUUGAAGCGCCUGCAUUUGCAGGAAUGUUUUGAAGUAACUGACCACGCGUUAGACUCGAUAAAAAUGAAUGGCAAGAGUUUACAGUACCUCGACGUUCGUUCCUGUAAAGCAAUAACCUCGGUCGGACUCGAGGGCCUUCUUCAUCGCGUCCACGUGGAAUACUCGAAACAAUAGGAGAUCCUUCUUCCCGGGAUAUCCCCAUCUCUCCCC
Fopius arisanus is the source of this 2081-nucleotide messenger RNA. Its product is annotated as F-box/LRR-repeat protein 14-like. The coding region runs from base 18 to 2045 and encodes 675 amino acids. Gene Ontology annotation, molecular function: protein binding. The transcript is spliced from 5 exons. The record is from RefSeq and is a predicted model, not a curated record. Gene Ontology annotation, cellular component: cytoplasm. NCBI's taxonomy places the organism in Eukaryota, Metazoa, Arthropoda, Insecta, Hymenoptera, Braconidae.